AUGGCGGGCCAUUUGUUAAUGACACUUCCUUUUCCUAAGCCGGAACCUCUUCUGAAGGCCUUUCAGGGAGCGUUUCCGGACUUGAAGGUUACGUUUUUGCGUCAUGAAGUUAAGCCGGCUGAGGCCUUUGUCAAGCAGGACAUGUACAUCCCACCAGAAAUCUUGCGUGAAGCAACACACUUGAUGACUUUUGGCGUUGUCCCUGAUCCAGCUGAUGCUCCUAACCUGCGGUACAUCCAUUUCAGCGUCGCCGGAACUGAUCACGUUGCUCACAAGGCGGUGUUUAAGGACCCAAAGAUUACUAUUACGACUUCGACGGGCGGGCCUAGCAUUGCUCUUGCAGAAUGGGUCAUGGGAUCUAUCCUUGGAUUGACUCGCCAGCUGUUUCAGUAUAAAGAUUUGCAGAAUAAGAGGACUUGGGGGAGCUCGGCGCCGCCUCCGUUUACGUUGGAUGGGAAGAAGAUGGGCAUUGUUGGAUACGGAUCCAUUGGCCGACAAGUGGCGCGUCUGGCACAGGCUUUCAGUAUGGACGUUGUUGUCUACAACUCUCGCCCGCGUCUUACAGCCGAAGAUCGCAAAGACCGAAACUGGUAUCAAGCUGGCUCCGGCGAUCCAGACGGCACGAUUCCAAGCGCUUACUUCCACGGCCAGUCUCGAGAAGAUCUUCACAAGUUUCUCUCUCAAAAUUUGGAUAUUUUGGUUCUCGCCCUUCCGUUGACGCCGGCUACGAAGCACUUGAUUGGCGAAGAAGAGCUUUCUAUCCUGAAUGCUAACAGCCCUGCUCUGUUGGUCAACGUUGCGCGUGGCCCGGUCGUUUAUCAAGAGGCGUUGAUCGCGUCGUUGAAGAAGGGAGCGGCUGGUGGUGGCCUUUUGGGUGCGGCUUUGGAUGUUACGGAUCCGGAGCCUUUGCCUACGGAGAGUGAGCUGUGGGGGUUGCCGAAUGUUUUUAUCACGCCGCAUAUUAGUUCUGUUACGACGCAGACGGUUAUGCGGGCGUAUAAGAUUCUGCAGGAUAAUCUUGUUCGACAAUUGAAGGGUGAGGAGUUGUUCAAUGUUAUUAAGAAAGGGAGCGCAUGA
Molecule: messenger RNA, 1077 nt
Organism: Trichoderma harzianum CBS 226.95
Lineage: Eukaryota; Fungi; Ascomycota; Sordariomycetes; Hypocreales; Hypocreaceae
Exons: 3
Coding region: 1-1077 (358 amino acids)
Molecular function (GO): NAD binding
Source: RefSeq, a predicted model, not a curated record